Molecule: messenger RNA, 597 nt
Organism: Acyrthosiphon pisum (pea aphid)
Lineage: Eukaryota; Metazoa; Arthropoda; Insecta; Hemiptera; Aphididae
Product: WD and tetratricopeptide repeats protein 1-like
Exons: 4
Coding region: 1-597 (198 amino acids)
Biological process (GO): negative regulation of fatty acid biosynthetic process
Cellular component (GO): Cul4-RING E3 ubiquitin ligase complex; cytoplasm
Molecular function (GO): protein binding
Source: RefSeq, a predicted model, not a curated record
AUGGAAGCACAUUUUCAGUUGACAAACUGCCUGUUCGAACUGGAUAUGUUAAAAGAAUCUAAUAUGUAUUUAGAUCAGUUAUCAUCAUAUAAAACUAGUGCCGCAUACAAAUGUCGUUAUAGUGAUUUAUUAAAUGCACAAUCUUAUAAUAGAGAUAGAUUUAAUGAAAAAAAAUUGGUUGAAACAUUGGAUUCUACAUCAAAUGUUCUAGAUGUGUUACAUAUUGAAGAAGCCCAGAGGAUAACUUUUGAGAAAUACUUUCGUAAUCAGGCAAAAGAUUACCAACGGAGAUAUUAUGGGCAUGUUAAUUUUUUUAGUGACAACAAACAAGCCAAUUUUUUUGGAAGCUGGGUCAGAUCAAGGUUUAUUUUUUUAUGGGAAAAAAAUACAGAGAAGAAUUUGCUCACACUGAAAGGGGAUGAUUGCAUGGUAAAUUGUAUACAACCACACCCUUUAGAGUUUUCCUGGGCAACUAGUGGUCCUGGUAAUAAAGUUAAAAUAUGGAGUCCAUUGCCAGAUAAAGAGAAUGAUCCAUAUUUAACGGGUGAAUUUAGCAGAAGAGCUAUGUUUUGCCAAAGAUAUUUGAUCAACUAUUAA